This is a messenger RNA of Macrosteles quadrilineatus (aster leafhopper), 983 nucleotides long. Its product is annotated as polycystic kidney disease 2-like 2 protein. The record is from RefSeq and is a predicted model, not a curated record. The transcript is spliced from 7 exons. Gene Ontology annotation, biological process: detection of mechanical stimulus. Bases 4 to 951 code for a protein of 315 amino acids. NCBI's taxonomy places the organism in Eukaryota, Metazoa, Arthropoda, Insecta, Hemiptera, Cicadellidae. Gene Ontology annotation, molecular function: calcium channel activity; calcium ion binding. Gene Ontology annotation, cellular component: membrane.
UACAUGACUUUGAUUUUCAACAUAUUGCUGUAUGUUUCUGUAAAUGAUCAACUUCCAAAAUUGGUGGAUCCUUUGAAUGAGAAGAACUACGUCAGCUUUGAUUUCCUAUGUAACAUGCACAUUCUCUACAGCUAUUCCUUCGCUAUUCUCCUUGCCUUUGCUUUCUUGAGACUUCUCAAGUAUCUCAACAUUGUCCACGCCAUGUACCAACUACAGUCCAUGAUCUCAAGGGCAAUGCGAGACAUUUUGAGCUUUUCCAUCCUCUUUUUCUACCUUUACUUUGUUUUUGCCAUGGUCGGUCUGUUUUUGUUUGGAAGUAAGUUGGAGGACUACAAGACAUUUCCCUUGGCAGUGUUUUCACUGCUGCGUUCCUCUGUCGGAGACUUCAACUACGCAAACCUGGUGCAAGCAGACCCAUUCAUUGGUCCACUCUUCUUCUUUACUUUCAUUUUCUUCUGUACAUUCAUUUUGGUGAACAUCUUCCUUGCCAUCCUAGUGUCCAGAUAUGAGGAGGUGAGAAGCGAGGUUCGUAUUGGAGGAGCGAAAACGUUCAUCGGAGAGAUGUUGAAGCUCUGGUUUCUCCGGCUUCUUGAGCGCAUGGAGUGUCACUGGCUACGCUCACAGAUUGAGCGCAAGCAGUUUGAAAAGAAAAUCAGAUCACCCACAGAGGCCAUACGUCACUAUUUGCGACAGGCUGGUUACUCUGAACUAGAAAUCGAGCUGUUUUUCAAGAAAUAUGAUAUCACUGACUCAAAAAUUGCUGCAAUAGAUGAGGAUAGGAUCAGCUUCAGAUCAGGUGAAAGAGAAGCUCCACCUCCCCUGUCUCAAAAGGACAUAUUGCGCUACAUAGUCAUACAGAAGCUGGAGUACUUGGAAAACCACUAUCAAGCUGCUAGUAAGCUGAUUGACGAGUUCCUCAACAAACUAACAAAGUUUGAGAAGAAACAGUAACUUUUAACAUUAAGUUUGUGAAGAUUUUUCCA